Molecule: messenger RNA, 774 nt
Organism: Lachancea dasiensis
Lineage: Eukaryota; Fungi; Ascomycota; Saccharomycetes; Saccharomycetales; Saccharomycetaceae
Source: the annotation of a GenBank genome assembly
AUGCCACUGCACGAUGGGCUUUUGACUGGGCCGUCUAUGGCAUCGGCAGAUUCAACCGGUAGCCGGGAACCUCCAACCAGCCAACAAUAUCAAGAGAAAUUCCAGAAUCUGUACACUAGGCUCAUAAACCAGUCAAGCAGCGAGGAUAGCAGCGAGGACGAAGCUGCGGGGACCAAUGAAAGCAGUGCCAAACCGCCAGGCGGAGCAUCACCGGUGGAACCGGUCAACGCUGGGCCCACUGCUGCGAACGCUAUUUCGGCAGCGUCGUUAGUAAAUGUUAAGGGCGAAAACACAGACCUCUCUCGACAGCUGCAUGACCUGAUAUCUAGCAACUCGGAGCUGGGCUCCAGACUACUUUCUCUGCUCCUGGUGAGCAGCGGGAAUGCCAAAGAAAUCAUAUAUGCGGUCAACAAGGGCGAUCUGGAUGGGCUCAAAAAGUUGGACUUAAAGAACCCGCAGCUGGAGCAACAGUCGAAGGUAACAACGAGAUACACGGAACAAGAGCUGAAUGAAUUCAAGAAAGUGGAACUGGAAAAGAGACGCAAGAACACGGAGGCGUCGGCUCGAUUCCGUGUGCGGAAAAAGCAGCGACAGCACGAGAAAGCCGAAAAACUAAAGCAGCUCAAUGCUCAAAUAUCGGAACUUUAUGGGACUAUUGACAAGCUACUCGAAGAAAAUAAGUUUUGGAAAGAGCGAUUGGAAGAGAUGAAUGAGCGAAAAUCGCGCGAAAUGCUGGAAAGUAUCAAGAAACGCCGUCUCGUAGAGGAAGGAUGA